AUGGCGGGAAAUGAUAUGAAGCUUGUGGUGAUGGCGAUGAUUUUGAUCAUGAUAGGAGAAGUUGCUGCUGUGAAGGCGGAUAACCGGUGCAUGAUGAAAUGCCAGAUAAAGUGCCUUCCCCGCAUACGCCCUCUGUGCGUUACCGAAUGCUUGAAAAACUGCGACAAGCAGCCACUUCUGGACGUCUUCUCGGGUUGUACAUCUGACUGUGCAUAUUCUGUGUGCUCCAAAUUCACAUCAGAUGAGAAUAAAUUGAAAGAGUGUGUGAGUUCCUGCUCCAACAAUUGCAACAAGUAG
This is a messenger RNA of Ilex paraguariensis (yerba mate), 297 nucleotides long. NCBI's taxonomy places the organism in Eukaryota, Viridiplantae, Streptophyta, Magnoliopsida, Aquifoliales, Aquifoliaceae. The record is from the annotation of a GenBank genome assembly.